Messenger RNA from Oryza sativa Japonica Group (Japanese rice), 577 nucleotides. RefSeq lists its product as uncharacterized. NCBI's taxonomy places the organism in Eukaryota, Viridiplantae, Streptophyta, Magnoliopsida, Poales, Poaceae. The record is from RefSeq and is a predicted model, not a curated record.
UCGGCGAGCUAGUUAGCUACAUCGAUCGAGGCCAUCAGCUAGCCAUGGCGGCGGAGAGGGAGGGAGCCGUGGUGGCGAAGGGCCACGAGGAGGGGAUGAAGAUGGCGGCGUCGCUGCUGGAGGAGUUCGGCCUCCCGCUGGGGCUGCUGCCGCUGGGCGACGUGGUGGAGGUCGGCUUCGCGCGGGCCACGGGCUACAUGUGGAUCGCGCAGCGGAGGAAGGUGGAGCACCACUUCAGGAUGGUGGGCAAGCACGUCAGCUACGACGCCGACAUCACCGGCUACGUCAAGCCCAGGUGCAUCAAGAAGCUCAAGGGCGUCAAGGCCAAGGAGCUCAUGCUCUGGCCCCCCGUCAACGAGAUCGCCGUCGACGAACCCUCCACCACCGGCAAGAUCCACUUCAAGAGCCUCGCCGGCGUCACCAAGACCUUCCCUGUUGAAGCCUUCGCCGCCGGCCAGUAGCCAUAUGCAUGCAGCAUAUAUACAUGCUUGUUCAUGCUCUACGUAAUAUUCUUACUGCUAUGUAUUUCCUCUGUUUCAGGUUACCUUUAGUUAAAGUCCAACUAUUCUAAGUUUGA